UAUAACGGUCAGUAUUUAUUGUCAGCAUUUUAAGCAAACGGUCGCCUGGUCACACUGUUUAACAGCUGUUCUGGCGUCCUAACAAAAACCUGCAAUUACUUUGUUUUGAUUGUGGAUUAGUGCAAUAUACAAGCGUAGGAAAUGCUGCAUUCACAGGCAAUGCAAUCCAUACCCACUCUGCACCAGCCCCUACACUCCAAGGUGUCUAAUUACCUAAACAACCAGCGGAGAACAGGACAGUUCUGUGAUCUCCUCCUGGAAUUGGACUCGGAUGACUCCCUGAACUUAAGUGUCCACUUCUGUGUGCUGGCUGCCCAGAGCCAGUUGAUAAACACCAACCAGAAGCAGCAGCAGUUCUCCAUUCACAAUCCGCUGAAGAUCACCAUUCGGAAUUUUAGCUGCACUCAGUGCCUGCACUCCAUUGUGGACUUCUUCUACGAGGACAUGGUAUCCGUGUCCAAAGAACACAUGCCGCACUUCCGAGAAUUGGCGCAAAUCCUGGCUGUCACGGAACUGCUGAACCUUUACCAGUUGCAGCCUUUAGGGGAGGUGAAGGAAACGUCAGAGAUCAUGGCUUCGGGCGAGGUGGAACAAAAUCAUGAGCCAACUAGGAAAGCGGAGGAUUUGUUUGAGAGUCGACAGAGUUACUUUAAGUUGAAGAAUCCCAGGGCCGUAAAGUCCAGCAGCAAGGUUAACUACUGCAUUGGCUGCGACUACAAGUGCUACCAGGUGCAGAAGAUGAUUGAGCACAUGGGCAGCUGUGAGCCCUCGCAUCUGACCUGCUCCCUGUGCGAAGUGGGUUUCUUGGACUGGCGGGAGUACGACACACAUCUUCGCAGGCACUCCAGUGACCUUCGCAAACCGUUCUUCUGCCUGCAAUGCGGCAUUCGCUUCACCACUCGAGCAGCCCUGCUCGUCCACCAGCCCAAGCACAGUACGGAAACGCCACACCUAUGUCCUCAUUGCGGAAAAGGCUUCAAGUGGAAGCAGGGCCUGAGCAACCACCUUGUGGUGCACAAUCCCGAGAAGCAGCUGCUCUGCGACGUCUGCGGCUACAGCACCACCCAUAUGAAGGCCCUCAAUUCCCACAAACUGCUCCACACCGGGGAAUUCUUCGCCUGCACAGUUUCGGGGUGUAAGCAUCGAGCCAAUCGCAAGGAGAACCUUAAGCUGCACAUCGAAACCCACAAGCAGGGACGGGAUUUCAUCUGCGAGAUCUGCGGCUGCAAGUUCAGCCAGAGCAAGAACCUCAAACGGCACGCCUUGAAGCAUACGGAGAACGGUCCCAAUCGGUACAAGUGUCAGCUGUGUGGGUUUAGUAGUCAUCGCUCCGACAAGAUGAAAGAGCACGUACAGCGAGUGCACACGGAGAAGGCGGUGCAAUUGGAGCUCUCUGAGACAGUGGACAGUUCCUUUCCCGACGACUUUGAUCUGCCUGUAAUCGAGACAUUGUCGACGCCAAAAAAGAAACCCAAGAAGGUUCAGAGAAAGGCGAAAAUGGAUACAAAUCCUGAUCGACGACUGAAAACUCUACUGCCUAAGGAGACUGUUAAAUAGAAAUAAAACAGAAAGUUACUCUGUCUUAUGAACUUUCCAAAAUUAAUUGAAAUUAUUAAUUUAAAAUUAAAGGAGAAUGUAUCAGUUGGUAAACUAGGUAACCGAUUUCGAAGAGAUCGCUGGUUAUCCAACAAAUAUUUACCAUUGGAAUAUUCUGGAACCGAUUUCUCUUUGGAGACAAAAGAGGCACCAUUCAAAGCAAUCAUAAAUGGUUUGAUGCCAAUGAUUUGUAAACAAAGUUGUGAUAUAUUGUGGAAGGUUCUUGAAACAACAUUUUUGAGGCCGUUCUAUCUUAUCUAAGAAUGUGAUAACGAUCUAUUGCGUCGUUUCUAGAGUUCCAGAGGUACUUUUAGAACGAAUAGCUGCUAAAUGACUAACCAACACAAUAGUUCGCACCUUAUCACCGCAAGAACACCACAUAACAUCUGUUGUUUAUAUAAAAGCGAUUAGACCAAAACAAACUAAAA
This is a messenger RNA of Drosophila gunungcola (fruit fly), 2024 nucleotides long. It is a transcript of the gene Plzf, whose product is annotated as zinc finger protein 311. Gene Ontology annotation, molecular function: protein binding. The record is from RefSeq and is a predicted model, not a curated record. The transcript has 2 exons. Bases 142 to 1557 code for a protein of 471 amino acids. Lineage: Eukaryota; Metazoa; Arthropoda; Insecta; Diptera; Drosophilidae.